AUGCUUGAAAGUUUAUGUAACGCUAUGGAAUGUUGCGAUGGAAAUAUUCAUGUGUACUUAAGGCAGUUCGUGAUCUCUACUGUCAAGACGAGUAUUCAAUCUGAGGUGUGGGUGGAUAAGAAGAAGCAUCAUGAAACGAUGAAAGAAUUUUCUCAAACAUUAUCCUCUCAGGAAACAGAAAAAAAGAAGCACAAGCUUAUCAGCGAAUUCUACCAUACACAUUUUCAACAAUUCACCUUCGUCAUGAGUGUAAACAAUACCGAAUUACUCAACGUUGCUGACAUUUACAUUAAUGCAAAAGCCGAAUAUGAUGAUGACAAAUCAGCAGAAAAAAAUCAUCGGAGGCUUCAGCUUUCUGAUCCCAUCACAACAUUUUCUCGACAAAAUGUCAAAGUAUCAAGUUAUUUAAGAUUCAAUCUUAAACGACUCAAACUUCAUUUUCAACUACGGCACAGUAAAAAGCAGCAAGACAAAUUGCAUUCAUGUCAUAAAAGCGAGAAAAUUGUAACUUUAACAUGCUCGUUUAUGCUUGCUUGCUUGCUUGCACCAAUCUAA
Messenger RNA from Clunio marinus, 555 nucleotides. The record is from the annotation of a GenBank genome assembly. Lineage: Eukaryota; Metazoa; Arthropoda; Insecta; Diptera; Chironomidae.